AUGGUGCAGAAGUGCGGCUAUCUACCAUUAGCAAUAUCAGUAAUUCGAGGGAUCUUGAGGAAAAAGGCAUCUUUAGAUGAAUGGACAGUAGUGAAUAAAGACAUUGACUCUUAUUUGGGAAAAGAAGGCUCUGAUGAGGAUCUAAAGAUAGAUGCAGUUGACAUGUAUUUCACAUGGUUGGCUGAAGGAAUAAUUUUGCCGAAGAAACAAUCUGGAAGAGAAGAGACUGCAGGGGUAGUUGCAAAACAAUAUUUGCUCGAGUUGGUAAGUAGGUCCAUGGUUAUUGUUGAACUCGAUGAGUUUACUGCACCAGGAUUAUUAAAGUACAAGCAUUGCUAUCUUCAUGACCUUAUGAGAGAACUAUGCUUAAUGAAGUGCUCAGAAGAAGACUAUGUCAAGGUUGUGGAUUUUCAAGGUGGAAGGCAACCGGUGUUAGAAUGUUUUCCUGUUAUUAUGGAUGACACUACCACUUUCAACACAUAUAGACUGGCUAUCCAUACAGAUGGAAACUUUAAAGGUGAUGCUAUAGGAAAAAUUAUAGAACGACUCUCACCACGACUACGUUCCAUUACUUUUACCGAUAUGAGUCAAGGUGAAAAUUUUUCGGUAGAUAUGGCAUGGACAUCCUCUGAAAUAUUCAACAGUUGUAAGAUGGAUGAGUUGCCAUUACAAGUACUUAACUUGCCCUUUUUACAGAGCCUAAAUCUUGAAGGGUCUGUCUGGAUGAAUCCUACUAAAAUACCAAAGCUAGAUGUAGUGUGGAAAGCAAAAAGAUUGAGGCAUCUCCUCUUUCCUGGUAAUAGUGCGAAAAUGGUUGAUCAAGGAAAAUUUAGAUUAUGUGGAUUAGUUCAGCUGGAGGUAAUAACUGAUUUCGACACCAAUACAAUGGAAGUUGCAGAUCUUCUUGAACUGAGUAAUAUUCAACAGUUUUCUGCAACAAUUUAUGGCAAUGAGAGCCUUUCUUUAAUCCUCAAUUGCAUCGAGGUCAAUUGGCCCAAUAUAGGGCAUGUGUUGCUUGCUAUCUACAACUGUAAUUUUACUGAAAAUGAAAGUGGGACCAACUCUAAUCUUGUAAGGAAGGUUUUCAACUGUCGCCACCUUAUGGAGUUGAUGAUUGAAGGGAACCUAGGCAACAAAUUACCUAGGUACGAAACAAAUUUGGCUUCGAGUCUGAGACGUUUGGCACUGUUUGGAUCUGAGAUCGUAGAAGACCCCAUGAAAAUUUUGGAGAAACUCCCCAACUUAAGAGAACUUCAACUGCUGAUGAAUUCCUUUAUGGGCAAAGAAAUGGUUUGCCACAACAUGGGGUUUCCUAGUCUCACUAACCUUUCCCUCAAAGGACUGCACAAUUUAGAGAAGUGGAGGAUUGAUGAAGGAGCUAUGUGCAAUCUUAUGAAACUUGAGAUCAGGAAUUGUAAAAAGUUGAAUAUGACUCCAAUUGGAUUGAGAUUCAUCUCAACAGUCAAGGAACUUAGUACCGCUGACAUGCCUGCUGAAUUUAUUGAAGAAUUGCAACAGUUGAUGGUCAAGUAG
Molecule: messenger RNA, 1533 nt
Organism: Coffea eugenioides
Lineage: Eukaryota; Viridiplantae; Streptophyta; Magnoliopsida; Gentianales; Rubiaceae
Product: probable disease resistance protein RF9
Exons: 3
Coding region: 1-1533 (510 amino acids)
Biological process (GO): defense response to other organism
Source: RefSeq, a predicted model, not a curated record